AUAAUAUUUUUUGUUUUUUUAUAUAUUAUAUUAAUUAUUAUGAUGUGGAAAAAUAAGUACUGGAAUGCUAUUUCACGUACCAAUAUUUCAAUACUAGAUAUGCCAAGUGUGAUAAAAAAAUCUUAUAUUACAUACAAAUUUUAUAAUUUCUUAUUGUAUAUAAUAUUAUAUCUUAUUGUCGUAUUUAACCUAAUUGGUAUGAGUAAUAGUCUUUCCUUAUUAAAGGGUACAUAUGGUGUUGUAGAUUUACUUGUUGGUAUAAGUAUUAUAGUGACUAAUUUUUUGUCAUUAUUUACUUUAACAUUAAGUUUAAUAAUUGUAAGAUAUUUUAUUUAUUUAAUAUGUAAAACCACCCGGCGGUGUCACGUGAUUGUAAUAAUAUAUAAUUUGUUUUUUUGUUUCAAAAAAGGAAUUUGUAUGUCGAUUACUUAAUUAAUAAUCACGUGACACCGACC
This is a messenger RNA of Rhizophagus irregularis DAOM 181602=DAOM 197198, 455 nucleotides long. NCBI's taxonomy places the organism in Eukaryota, Fungi, Glomeromycota, Glomeromycetes, Glomerales, Glomeraceae. The record is from RefSeq and is a predicted model, not a curated record.